Molecule: messenger RNA, 2557 nt
Organism: Strigops habroptila (Kakapo)
Lineage: Eukaryota; Metazoa; Chordata; Aves; Psittaciformes; Psittacidae
Gene: CD38
Product: CD38 molecule
Exons: 8
Coding region: 61-987 (308 amino acids)
Biological process (GO): positive regulation of B cell proliferation
Cellular component (GO): plasma membrane
Molecular function (GO): NAD+ nucleosidase activity; phosphorus-oxygen lyase activity
Source: RefSeq, a predicted model, not a curated record
GCUGUGUUCCCUUUGCGCUGGGGGAGCAGUUGCUGCUGCUCCUCAGGCAGCCCUCGCAGGAUGCCGUUCCGGCAGGGCUCUGCCCGCACCCGGCAGCGCACCGUCCUGCUGGUGGGGAUCGUGGUGCUGCUGGCCGCCCUCGUCCUCGCCGUCGUGCUGGCCUCCAUCCUGACUCACGGGAAGCCAGAGGGCAGUCCUGAAAUGCUGAAGUGGAAGGACAGAGGGACCACUAAGAAUCUGCAAGAAGUCAUCCUGGGAAGAUGCUACAACUACGUCAUGGCGCGGCACUCUGAGCUGGGAGAUAAGGAUUGCCUAAAAAUAUGGGAAUCAUUAAAAGAGGCAUUCAUUUACAAGAAUCCCUGUAAUAUUACAUCAGAAGAUUACCAGCCUUUAAUGGAGUUAGCAAGUCAUCCUAUACCCUGUAACAAGUCACUGUUUUGGAGCAAGACAAAUGACCUCGCACAUCGUUACACAAAAUCCAAUCAAAAUUUCUUUACCUUGGAGGACACCUUGUUGGGUUAUAUGGCUGAUAGGGUUUCAUGGUGUGGAGACCCCUCUGCCCCAGGAAUCAACUAUGAAUCUUGUCCAAAACGAAGUGAAUGUGAAAGCAACCCUGUCUCUGUGUUCUGGAAAUUGGCAUCCAAGAUGUUUGCAGAAGCAGCAUGUGGUGUGGUUCAGGUGAUGCUCAAUGGAUCAAUAGAAGCUGGAGCUUUCAAAAGCAGCAGCAUCUUUGGAAGUAUUGAGAUCUUUAACCUAAAUCCAGAUAAAGUCUCUGCAGUACACGUUUGGCUUAUGCAUGACAUCGGUGGACCUCAGAGUGAGUCUUGCUCAGGUUAUUCCAUAAAGAGGUUAAGAAGCAUCUUAGAAGAACGAAACUUUCAGAUCACCUGUGAAGACAAUUACAGGCCAGUUCAGCUCCUUCAGUGUGUGCAUAACCCUGAGCACACAGACUGCAGACUUUGCACCAACUCCACGGCAGCUCCAUGAAACGGAGUCCUCUGCACUACUGAAGUUAACUGUGUGUACAGCUGGAAAAGAUAUGGCUACAUAGCUUAGGGUGAUAAAUAGUAGUGUGGAGUGUACAGAGUCCAUAACCAGAAAUCCUUGCUGUGAUACUAACAGCCAAAUAACAGCAGAUGAUACUUUAGGUGUGAUGACUGUACACACACGCCCACAACGCACUAUUUCAGAGAGGCCAGGGGAAUGUUCAGUGGUUGAGGGCAGAGGCUUUGCCCUGGUUUGCUCUCUCCUGUACAACUCCACUUGUGCCUAGGGGCUCAGAGUGGGGAUUCCCUGGGGUGUGCACGGAGAAGAAAAAGAAUUUCCAGAGGCAGAACUUGCUGGCAUCAGCACCCAGCUUCCUCCUUGCUGGAAAGCUGGGUGGAAAAUGACCAAAGCAUGCUACAUUCUCCCUGCAUCCCAGUGCAACAUUCCCCAGAGGGGAACAUUGCCCCAUGGCACAUGGUGUAAAUCAUGUUUCGCCCAGAGACUGUGAUACCUCUGAGCAGCUAAAGCAAGCAAGAGGAGAGGCAGAGCGGUUCUUACCUUUUAAUGGGUAUCACAGUAAGUGGCUGGUGAGGAAACGGCUGAGCUGAGCCAAGAAAAGACCAGAAACCACUCAGAGGGUUGCCAACAGCUGUAAGGACAUGUCAAGUAUGUAGCUAGGGAGAGAAAAUAGCCAGACUGACUCAGAUAGCCCCACUAAAAUCCUACUGGAAACACCACUGCAGUUCACAUUACAUUUCAUUCUUAAUAUAGCAGCAAGUGUAAGCCUCCCAGCUUUCAGAAAAGGUCCCUCAGGCCACAGCUUGGCCAGCCACUGGAAUAGAUACAAACAUCAAAUGGUUGCCACAAUAAGGAGUCUCUCUUGACCUCAGUUUCUGAGGUGAAAGGUGAUGCCUUGCAGUGUAUAAUUCACAUGCAUGGACAUGCCAUAGUACGUCGAAUCAGCAGGUUUCAUUGAUUUUCUUUGAUUUCUAUUCUACUGCUCUCACAUGCAUAAUCAAGUGCAGGUUUAUAACAAAACAAAGAUCUGAGGCCAGCUUGUGCCUUUGUGCAGUGACAUCAACACAAAGAGAACUGAGCAGGUGUUGCUACAGAUAUACUCCCAGGUGUUGCAGUGACAGUGUAACUAGCAAUUGUCAGUUCAUUAGGCAGACCUAGGUUUCCAUGAUCCCACAGGCAGAAGGUUAUAAUGCUCUGUUUUAGUGACUACCCAGAGUGUGAAGCAUCUUUAUGGAACUACACAAGUUGGUGUAAUUUCAAGUACCUCUAGAGGAACCUUUUCUCUGUAAUACACAAGCCUGCACUGAACAUAGCUGGACCAGACCCAAGGCCUCACCCAUAAUGUUUACAUUAAGUGAAACAUAUUUUUAUUUGCGUUCUGUUGUGCAACUACUUGGAUGUAUCAACAUGGACACAUACCAGUGCUUUCAGAUACGUUAUUUCUGACUAUAGGUCAAGAGUUUGUCUUCAUGCUCACUUUUGUACCUCUUCUGUUGUAAUAUAAAAUGUUGACUGUAAAAUCGAGAUCUGUAAUAAAAUUGCUGAUGGCAAA